AUCCCUCUCUGACAAAUAAAAUAAUCUCAACAGCUCCGAAGAAGUCAAGCAUCGCUUCAAUAUAUAAAAACAUGUCAUCUACUGAUCUCUGCAUUAGCUGCUUUGGCCUCUUCCCAUCGACAACACCCUCUCAUCCUUCUCCUCCUCAGAUUUCAUCAUCAUUGAAAUUUCAAUCACUGAACUCAUCUGCACCGUCCAAUCCGCACAAACGCUUAAGAAAACCUCGCCAAUCCCUCCGAUUUCUAGGAUUUCCAGAUGAAAUUUCGUCGCUGUUUGCUGUCUUUCAAUCGAUUUCCAGGGUUUUUGAGCUCUCUAGAAUGAGACCUUGUUUUUUUCUCUCUCGGUUUUGGAUGAAAUUACGUGGAUUCUCGAUCUCUGAAGUUGUUUGAGUAAAAAUUUCUGUGUACUUGGGUUAGAUUUCUAGAGUUUUUGAGCUCUCUGGAGAGGGUUGUCACUGUUUUUCUUGGCGUCCGGUGAAAAUUACCUGGAUUCUUCUUUUUCUGGAGUUGUUUAUAUUGGAAAAUUCAGUAGUUUGAUAGGUUCCUAUGGGUUUUGAGCUCUCUGGAGCGAGCUUCUGACAUUUUCCUUGACGUCGGAUGAAAAUACCUGGAUUCCUUAUCUCUGAAGUUGCUUAUUGCAGUAAUUCAUCUGAUAUCAUUUCAGGCUUUUUGAGCUCUCCUGUGAAAGGUUUUUGUAGAACUACAUGGACCUCGGUUUCCGAAGUUGCCUAUUGCUGCAAUUCAUUUGAUUUCCUGAGCUCUAGAGCUCUCUUGGGCGAUAUUUAGUGUUUUUUUCUGUCUUGGAAGAAAACACAUUGAUUCUCGGCUGUCUGAAAGAUAUUUCUAGGCAUCCGAUGAAAGUAUGUGGAUUAAUUGCUUUCUGGAGUUGUUCAUGUUCUAGAGCACUAGACUUGUAUUUCCGCAACUUGUUUAAGUACCGUGGUUUCUGCUUGUUUUGGAGCCUUUGUGUGUGUGUGUUUUUUCUCAUCAUCGGAUGCAAAUAGGUGGGUUCUUGCUUUAGGAAGUAAUUUACACAUCUAAAACAUUGUAUACGUGAAAAUCUGCUGCAACUCGUUUGAUUUCUUGAAUUUCGAGGUCUCUGGAGUUGGAUAUUGUGCUUUUUCUUGACUGCAUGUGGAUGCUCAGAAUCUUGAGUAGUCUAUACUUAUAUUGCAUCAGCUCAGAAAUAUAUACUUGUAUCGGCUCAGAAUCUUGAGUAGUCUAUAUUUGUACUGCAUCAGUUCUGCAGAAAUAUAUUGGCACUCAUUGGGUUUCUAGGGUUUUGAGUUGCCUUGAGGAGGGGUAUCUUGAUCUUUGACGUUGUAUUGGUUUUUGGAUUCUGGAGCAAGUUAUAGCAUUCAAUCAAUUGGAACUGUUUGAGAAUUCAGUUUGCUUCUGGGGUUUCAAGCUCUCUACUAGUUUAGGGCAUUGGAUAUUGAGAGAUGUUCAUCGCUUCAUCCGCCUUCAAGGAUUCUGUGAUGUCUGGUGUGAGAGUUUGUCUCUUGGGAGCCAUUCUGGCUGUUUAUCUGUGUUGCUCUGCACUACUUGUGAAAGCGCAGAUAACUGAUCCAUCUGAAGUUGCUGCAUUAGAAGCUAUCAAGAGCAGUUUGAUAGAUCCUCUGAAGAAUCUUAAAAGUUGGAAUAAGGGAGAUCCAUGUAUGUCGAACUGGACAGGGAUUUUGUGCUACAAUAUACCACUGGAUGAUGGUUACCUUCACAUUAAAGAAUUGCAGAUGCUAACCAUGAAUCUCUCGGGAACUUUAGCUGCUGAUCUUGGUCGCCUAUCUUAUUUGCAAAUAUUGGAUUUUAUGUGGAAUGAGAUCAGUGGCAGCAUACCGAAGGAGAUAGGCAAUAUUAAAUCUUUGACACUCCUGCUCUUGAAUGGAAAUCAAUUAUCAGGUUCUUUGCCCGAUGAGCUUGGUUAUCUUCCUAACCUGGACAGAAUACAAAUAGAUCAGAACCAUAUAUCGGGACCAAUACCAAAAUCAUUUGCAAACUUGGAGAAAUUAAAGCAUUUGCACAUGAACAAUAAUUCAAUCAGUGGGGAAAUUCCACCUGAGCUUUCCAAAUUACCAAUUCUUGUUCACUUCCUUCUGGACAAUAACAACUUAUCUGGGAGCCUUCCACCAGAGUUAUCUCAGUUGCCAAACUUGCAUAUACUUCAACUUGAUAACAAUAACUUCCAUGGGAGUGAAAUUCCAGCUUCUUACAGCAACAUGUCAAAACUGUUGAAAUUGAGUCUUAGGAAUUGCAGCUUGCAAGGUGCUAUUCCCGACCUAAGCAGCAUAACAAACCUUCUUUAUUUGGAUCUUAGCUGGAACCAUCUCACUGGAUCCAUCCCAUCAAACAAACUUUCUGAUAAUAUCACUACUAUUGAGCUGGCGUACAACAAUCUUAAUGGAUCUAUUCCCACAAUCUUCUCGGACCUUCCAUUGCUGCAGAAAUUGUCCCUUGAGAACAACUCAUUGAGUGGUUUUGUUCCAUCUAUUUGGCAGAAUAUGACAUUCAGUGGCAAGGGAAGACUUUUUCUGUAUUUCCAGAAUAAUUUACUUUCAAAUAUUUCAGGCAUUCUUAAUCCUCCUGCAAACGUCACAAUCAUGCUUCAAGGAAAUCCCGUCUGCGCGAACGCAAACCAAUUCAACAUAGUCAAGUUCUGUGGAUCUCAGAAUGGAGGUGGACCGGCACCUGGAGGCUCAACAAACCUCACUAAUGGUUGCCCCAUUCAAGCAUGCCCUACGGAUAACUUUUUUGAAUAUGUCCCAGCAUUCUCUCCAGGUCCAUGCUUUUGUGCUGCGCCUCUUAGAGUUGGAUAUCGUUUGAAAAGUCCUGGAGUAUCGGAUUUUCCUCCAUACGAGCCCCUAUUUGAGGGGUUCCUAACCUCUCAUCUCAGUUUGCAUCCUUAUCAGCUAGUCAUUGAUUCAUUUGCCUGGGAAGCAGGUCCUAGGUUAAGGAUGUAUUUGAAGCUCUUUCCUGUGUAUGAUGAUCGUCCCGGUGUUUUAAGCAGUAAAUUUAAUGAGAGCGAGAUUUUGCGCAUUAAAGACAUGUUCACAGAUUGGAGCAUUCCUAAUAGCGAUCUCUUUGGACCAGCUGAACUGCUCGACUUUACCCUUUUGGGACCUUAUUCAAAUGUGAUUGUUGAGUCUUCAAAAUCAGGAAUAAGCAAGGGUGUUUUAGCUGGCAUUGUACUAGGCGCUGUUGCUGGGACACUGACUAUAUCUGCCAUUAUCUCAAUUCUUAUCAUGAGGAGACGUACUAGACACUACCGUUUGGGUUCAAAAAGACGUCUGCUAUCAAAAAUCUCAAUCAAAAUCGAUGGCAUGAAAGAUUUCACUUUUGGAGAAAUGGCAUUGGCUACAAGCAAUUUCAGCCUCUCCACUCAAGUUGGCCAAGGAGGCUACGGGAAGGUCUAUAGAGGCAUUCUAGCUGAUGGUACAGUUGUUGCCAUAAAGCGUGCACAGGAAGGUUCCUUGCAGGGUACAAAAGAGUUCUUGACAGAGAUAGAGUUGCUGUCGCGAUUGCAUCACAGAAAUCUGGUCUCUCUGUUAGGAUACUGUAAUGAAGAAGAUGAACAGAUGUUGGUUUAUGAGUUCAUGCCAAAUGGCACGCUGCGGGAUCACCUUUCUGCUAAAGCAAAACUACCUCUGAGUUUUACUACGAGGUUGCGUAUAGCAAUAUGUUCUGCCAAGGGCAUACUCUACCUCCACAUGGAAGCUGAUCCCCCUAUAUUCCACCGAGAUAUCAAAGCCACCAACAUAUUGCUGGACUCCAACUUCACUGCCAAAGUUGCUGAUUUUGGGCUCUCGCGGCUUGCAUCGCUUCCCGAAAUUGAUGGAUCUGUGCCUGGUUAUGUAUCCACUAUUGUGAAGGGCACACCAGGCUACCUUGAUCCGGAAUACGUCCUAACCCAUAAGCUGACCGACAAAAGCGAUGUCUAUAGCCUCGGAGUCGUGUUUCUCGAGCUCUUGACAGGAAUGCAGGCCAUAUCGCAUGGCAAAAACAUAGUCCGAGAGACAGGAUUGUUCAAUCAUAGCGAUUUUAGGAGCAUGGGCAUUCCAAGGAGGGACCACCCAGUAACAGCCAGACUAAUCACAGUCCAUCUGGAUGCUUGCAUGUAUGAAAUAAUAUAUUAUGCUGGACAGACUAGAUACUGAUACCAGUACCAGAUACUGGUGGGAUGUGUUUUAACUGAAUCAUAUGGUAAUCUUUUACAUGGCAUAAUACAUACACACAUGCACACAUUUAUAUAUGUAUAUAUGUGCGGUAAAAAUUGUAAACAUUAACUACUUGAUUAAAUCUAGCAUGCUGGAAAGAUCAGAAAACAAUAACUUUAGGGUGUGUUUGGUUGCACCAAAAUCAUGAUAUUUCAUAAUUAGUCUAAUUUGGUGCAAGAGUUUCAACACUAGGUCAAGGGUUCGAGUACCCAUAGGUGGUGAAAUCCCACUACGGCAUGGGUGUGGGUGCCAGUGUAAAUAAAAUAAAAU
Molecule: messenger RNA, 4480 nt
Organism: Magnolia sinica
Lineage: Eukaryota; Viridiplantae; Streptophyta; Magnoliopsida; Magnoliales; Magnoliaceae
Product: probable LRR receptor-like serine/threonine-protein kinase At1g06840
Exons: 20
Coding region: 1442-4150 (902 amino acids)
Biological process (GO): protein phosphorylation
Molecular function (GO): protein binding; protein kinase activity; ATP binding
Source: RefSeq, a predicted model, not a curated record